ACAGCUAGAAGUAGCGGGCUAUUAAAUUUACAUGAACUUCCAUAACACGUGGAAAGGUAGAAGUUGAUAAUAAUUACUUGUGUUAUCUGCAGUUGAACUCUGUGGACUGAGCAGCGUGUAAAUGGUGCGAGUUAGUUAUCAGUGUUAGUUAGUUAUUAAUUGAGCUGGGUGCGGAGCGGACUGAUGUGUUUCCCUUGCGAUGCUGCGACGUCACAGCUAGUAAUGUUGACCGUUUUUAAGUCGGUUUGUGUUUCCAAGAAGAAGGUGCGUCUGAAAAUCAACAAAAGUAGCAGCUUCACUACGUUUCUGCAUCGAUGUAGGAUUGUGAAAUUUUUCAAGAACUCAGAGGCAGCUGAGGAGAUGGUAGUCGACCAGCCUAUACAGAACAACCACCAGGACGACUUGCGAACGGUGGUGUGUGAGGGUGCGGGCGCGACACCCGAAUGCCAUCAGCAGGGUGUUGGCGGCGAAGGGGUUGACAAGGAGGGGGGUGGGGGAGGUGAUAGUGGCGAGCAUGAGAUAGAACUGCGUGAUGUGGUGAAGGAAGGCCACGAGAGGGCUGACCCUAGUCAGUUUGAACUGCUCAAAGUGCUCGGCCAAGGAUCGUUCGGAAAGGUGUUUUUAGUCAGAAAAGUUGUUGGAUUAGAUAGUGGAACUUUAUACGCCAUGAAAGUUUUGAAGAAAGCCACUUUAAAAGUUAGAGAUAGAAUGAGAACGAAAAUGGAAAGAAACAUUCUAGUGGACGUAAGGCACCCUUUCAUAGUUAGAUUACACUACGCAUUCCAGACUGAAGGUAAACUGUAUCUAAUACUCGAUUUUCUACGAGGAGGGGAUCUCUUCACUAGGCUUUCAAAUGAGGUCAUGUUCACUGAAGAAGAUGUCAAGUUUUACUUGGCGGAAUUAGCCUUAGCCUUAGACCACAUACAUUCCUUAGGAAUUAUCUACAGAGAUCUUAAACCUGAAAACAUUCUACUAGAUGCGGAUGGUCACAUCUCGCUGACCGACUUUGGCCUUAGCAAACUGCCUCUGGACGACAAAAAGGCCUACUCAUUUUGUGGCACCGUCGAAUACAUGGCUCCCGAGGUCGUCAACAGGAAAGGACAUUCGUUCGCGGCCGACUGGUGGUCGUUUGGUGUACUAAUGUAUGAAAUGUUAACGGGGUCCUUACCGUUCCAAGGAGCCAAUAGGAAAGAGACAAUGACUCAAAUUAUGAAAGCCAAAUUAGGAAUGCCUCAGUUUCUUUCACAAGAAGCUCAGAGUCUUCUCAGAGUUCUGUUCAAGCGAAAUCCAGCCAAUAGGCUUGGUGCAGGCAAAGAAGGUGUCAACGAAAUCAAAACACAUCCGUUUUUUGCGACAAUAGACUGGGAAAAACUAUUGAAAAAAGAGAUUCAUCCUCCAUUCAAACCUGCCGUGAGUCGAGCUGAGGAUGCCUUCUACUUUGAUAGUGAAUUCACAUCCAAAUCGCCAAAAGAUUCGCCGGGAAUUCCUCCGAGCGCCAACGCCCAUGAAUUAUUCAGAGGAUUCAGCUUUAUCGCUCCCUGCCUUCUAGAUCAGGAAAACAUUCAGGAGCUGCCUGUAUCACGCACUGAGCCGGUUACUAAGCUGACGUAUGUGAAAGGAAACGCAGUCACAGACGAAUACGAACUAAGAGAAGAAAUAGGGCGUGGUAGUUACUCAGUAUGUCGAUUAUGUUUACAUAGGUCUACGAAAAUGGAAUAUGCAGUCAAGGUAAUAGAUAAAUCGAAAAGAGAUUGUCAGGAAGAAGUCGAUAUUCUCCUACGAUAUGGUCAUCACAGUAAUAUUGUUACGCUUAGAGACGUUUACGAAGACGACCGUCAUGUGUACCUAGUUAUGGAACUAAUGCGAGGUGGCGAACUGUUGGAUAGGAUACUAAGUCAUAAGUUAUUUUCCGAGAAAGAGGCCAGUGCUAUUAUGCACACUGUAGUAGGCACUGUUUGUUACCUACACCAGCAUGGGGUGGUGCACAGAGACCUGAAGCCGUCAAACCUGUUGUACGCGACGGAGGAGGGGGGAGCAGAUGCACUGCGCCUGUGCGACUUUGGAUUCGCCAAGCAGCUGAGAGCUGAGAAUGGUCUGCUCAUGACUCCUUGCUACACUGCCAACUUUGUCGCGCCUGAGGUUCUAAAGCGACAGGGCUACGACGCGGCUUGCGACAUCUGGUCGCUUGGCGUGCUGCUCUACACACUCCUAGCAGGUCGCACACCAUUUGCCAACGGACCGGCUGAGUCGCCCACGCAGAUAUUGCGUCGCAUCGGUCACAGUCAGCUUGACCUUGAGUCCGGCAACUGGGGCAACGUCUCCUUCGAAGCCAAGGAGUUGGUGAGAAAGAUGCUUCACAUAGACCCCCACAGGAGGCCAACCGCCGCCCAGGUGCUGCAGCACUCGUGGCUUGUGCACAGGCACAAUUUGUCCACGCAUCGGCUGCAACUGCAGGAAGCCAGUGUUAUCAAAGGCGCAAUAUCAGCGACGUAUCGAGCAGUAAGCCAAUCGCCGCGUGCGCCCAACCUGGGCCCAGUUGUGAUGAGUGAGCUGGCUCGACGCAGGCGCAAGUCGCGCCCAAAAAGCUCCACUGAAGUCUGAGUCAGAAUCCCGCCUAGCGCCACGCUACUAACUGUCACCUGACCACGCCCUGUGCCAACUUACUAUUAGAAAGAAGACUGGCAACGUCGCAAAAGACUGUCGGUUCACUGGCCAUUGCAAAACUAUUGUCAGUAAAAAUUGGCAAUGUCGCAGAAGACUUUUGGUUUGCUGGAAUUGUUGCAAAAAGAUUGUCGAUAAAAACUGGCAACGUCGCAGAAGGCUGUUGGCUCGCUGGCAACUUUGCAAACGACUGUCGGUCAAAACUGGCAACGUCGCAAAAAGAUUGUCGUUCACCUGGCAUCGUUGCAAAAAGAUUGUCAGUCAACUGGCAACGUCGCAAAAAUAUUGUCGGUCAAAACUGGCAACGUUGUAAAAGAUUGUCGGUUCACUGGCCACGUUGCAAAAAAAAUCACCAGUCAAUUGGCAACGCCGCAAAAACCCUGCCUAUUCACUGGCUAAAACAUUGUCAGUCUAAACUGGCAACGUUGCCGAAAUAUUAUCACCUGGCAACGUCGCAAAAGACUGUCUAUCUACUGGCAACGUUGCAAAAAGACUAUCCAUUAACUGGCAACCUUGCAAACCAGUCAACUGGCAACGCUGUCUUGAAUCAAUCACUAUUGUUGAUGUCUUCAGCCGCUUCAACCAACGGUAAAAGUUAUUGGUUUUCAUAAAAUCGAUGACUGUAAUUUUUCUAACAGUUUGCACGGUUAAAUCAUGUGUGCAAACUCUUUUACUUGAAUGUCUAUCCAGUUGUUAGUAUGUUAUAGAUGAACAAAGAUGUAUUAGCUUCUUACUAGUUGACGUUGUAUGCUGUUAUCAACAACUAUUUGAUGUUUUCAGAUAUUUUUUGUUAAGUGUGUGUGUACUUUGUGGAGAAUUAGAUCAAAUCAUUUAUUGCUAGAAUAUAUAUUAGAAAUGUUACAAAAACAUCAAUGAACCAAAUGUACAUCCAUAAAACCAAUUUCAAAAAGCGAACCAAAUGUACAUCCAUAAAACCAAUUUCAAAAAGCAUAUUAUAACACGUGAACUAAAAUCAAAUUGUCAAAAUUCUUCAAUUGGAUAAUAGAAAUUUCUCAUGAGAAUUUUUUUUCAAAUUUGUCUUGUCCUGAUUUGUCUUAAUCCUUCAAAAGAAAACCCAGUUCUCACAAACAAAAUAAUACUAUGAACACCUAUCAAAAAAUUCUUCCAAUUCUAUUUUUAUCAAACACUUUCAACAUUUGAAACAAAAAAUUAAUAUAUUUUUUCAGCAUUCAAAUUAUACCAGUGUUGAUUCACUUACUGUAUUAUCAUUCCAACUUUUUUCAAAUAUUUUUGAAAAGUAGUUUUUCUCCAUUUAGUACACACACUAACUAUAUCGAUAAGUAUGUAUUAUCAGAGCUCAUUACUGUAUGAUCUCUUUGUAAAAUUCGCUUACUAGAAGUUAAUGUUUUCAUACGAAGAUUACGUAUAUUUUAAUAAAGGUUAUUUUUAAAUUACAUAGAUUUUGCUGUAAAUAAAUUCAUUUGUCUUGAACUGUAUCAUAUGUGUAUAUCAUACGUUGUUUAGAAAUAAUAUUAUUGUUGAUGUGAAUACAGUAUACAUUAUAAUCAUUGAACAUUUCUUAAAAUUAACGUAAUUUUUAUUAGAUUAAGUAUUGCAAACUGAAUGUGAUUAGUGUGUAUUGUCGUAUUUUACGAUUGAUCUUUAGAUUUUUAAAUAAUACCAUCACAGAGAACAGUAGAGAAUAAAUAUGUAUUUUCAUUGAAGAAAUUUAUAUAUAGAUCGUUGUACAAUAAUACCUCCAUGUGUCUAUUUUUAUCUGAUUUCCGGAUUUAUGUGGUUAAGUUUUUCAAUCAAUUAUCUUCAAUAAUUCAAGAGAAGAUGAAUAGAGUGAUUUAGCUGUAUAAAUUACUGGGUCUUGAAUCAACAAUUAAGUUGAAUAUAUUCCAUGAAUUCCCUAGAAAGAUUAUUGAAAGUUUGUUCGAAUUCCCUAUGAUGAGAAUUCCCUAGUUGAGAAUUAUAUUAAAUGAUUUAAUGAGAACGUAUUUACAUAGAGUAGAUAUUUAUUUCACGUUCAUAUUUUUCAUAAACAUUUCUCUCCCAGUGGAUAAAUUUUACUAUUUUACUCUGUUAACAUCUAUGAUAAAUUAUUUCUAUGGAGGAGCUAUAAACGCUUAAAAUCUAACUAAUAAAUUUAAAAAAAUGUAAAUUACAAUAAAUUAUAUCGGUCUUAGCCUAAGCGUAAACACCAUUGUGUUAUCGAAAGGAUAACUUUUCACAAUAUUCAUUGUUGUAUUUUAUGUAUUUAAUUCAUUCAUUAUUCAUUCUCUUUACAUCUUUGUAUAUUAAACUAUUGGCGUGAAUCAAAUAAAGUACUAGCUUAAUUCGAAUGUGCCAUAUAUAAUGAUCGAGCUCUUUGUGAAUAGUAUACUUGGAGAUAUGUUGUUCACUUUGUUAUCCUUUCAAGGUCUGUAUGUACGUAUUUUAGAAGGAUGGUUAUUUUCCUCUGGCCCGGUUGCACAAAAGCCGGUUACAUUUUAACCGUGAUUAAUUUCACUAGAACCAAUCAGAGAAGCCGUCUUUUCAAUAAAGCCUUCUCUGAUUAGUUCUCGUGCAAUUAAUCACGGUUAAAAUUUAACCGGCUUUUGUGCAACCGACACUCUCUUUGAUCUAACGUGAAUUAUUUUUUAAUCACUAUUCCAAUAAAUUAGUUGAAUCUAGGAAAAAUAUGAAAUAAAUUCUAAACUUUCAGAUUAAGAAAGAAUAUUUUAUUGAUGCAUAAACUAUUAUCUGCUUGUGUAGUUUUUCGUAAAAUCUAAACUAAUCUUGGUGUUAUUUGCUUUGUUAAGAAUUUGAAAUUUUUACAAAAUCGAAUUUUGCCUUCCAUAAGGUGAAUGAACUUGAUUGCUGUUAUCAACUAUUGGUGUAAAUUGGAUGUUGUUGGUCUUAAAGCUGAAAUUGUGUUAUUGUUUCAAUAAUUUAGCAUAAUGUUACUACGCACUUUAUGCUUCCGCUUAUUCUUCAGAUUGGCUUGUGCUGAUUAAGAAUGACCUUGAAUUACUUGAUAAUAAUAUUAAAAUCAAAGACAAAUAGUUCUCAUUAUUUUAAGUCUAAAAUCAUUAAUAUAAAAUACCACAUCUCUCAACUCUAAACUAUUAUUGUUUGAACUUUGAUCCAAAAUAAAUCACGAUUCCUUGGCUUUUUUUGAAAAUGCCAACAAGGCAAGCUUUGAUUAGAAUUAUGCCGUUAACAAUUUUUAGAAAUUAUAGAUUGUUAUAAAUUUCCUAAAUUGCGUUACUUGUCUUCCAAAAAAUCUCAUUCACAAUGAAGGCUUGUAUUUUAUCUAAAAAUAUAUCAACGGUAUUUGAUCUAUUGUAUUUUUAUCAAAAAGUCGACUCUUCUUCUCAUAAUAAUGUUGAUAUAUCGAUACUGUUAUAAAGUUUAUUUGUUGUAACUUAGUGAUAAUGAAUUUAUGUACUAGAGACUAGUCAUAAAUAUAAUAUAUUUUCUUAUCAAAA
This is a messenger RNA of Nilaparvata lugens (brown planthopper), 6098 nucleotides long. Its product is annotated as ribosomal protein S6 kinase 2 beta. Gene Ontology annotation, biological process: protein phosphorylation; intracellular signal transduction. The transcript is spliced from 17 exons. The record is from RefSeq and is a predicted model, not a curated record. The coding region runs from base 184 to 2601 and encodes 805 amino acids. Gene Ontology annotation, molecular function: ribosomal protein S6 kinase activity; ATP binding; magnesium ion binding. NCBI's taxonomy places the organism in Eukaryota, Metazoa, Arthropoda, Insecta, Hemiptera, Delphacidae.